GGUUGGGAGGAUGGAUAAACUUCCUGUAGUGAAUAGAGCAGCCGCCAUCGUAAAUGCCACAGUUGCAGCGAGAACCCCAAUUCAUCGGGGGGAGGUGUAGAGCCGUGAGGCCAGCUUUUUCCCAGCUCGACCGGAGUGAAGACUACCUCGGCUUCAACUCGAGACUGAAUGAAAAGUCGAAGUUGAAAACUGUUCAGGCCAUGGGAUGGCAACUGGAACUGAGGAACAGAUAUGUGUAAAAGAAGAGCCAGAGCGUGUGGAAAUGAGUGUGGUAUUGACUGAUGGAUCUGAAGAGAUGGUCUCCGAAAACUGCAAACAGGAAAGCAAGAAUAAGAGUUGGGAUUUUCCAGGUAAGCGAGAGGGAGACACCUCUGACAAAAGCCAAGACAAAGCUGCUAAGCACAAGGAGCAAGGUUUCAAGAAUCUUGACCAAAUUGUCAUCCAGCAGUUGAUCCACAUUGGAGGAAGUGAGAACAGGUGCAGCAAGCAGGAGGAGAGCUUCUGUCAGAGUCCCAGCCUCAGCAAACCUCAGAUUGUCCAUUUGGGAGAGAAACCGUACCUGUGCAUUAUCUGUGAGAAAACCUUCCGCAACCACUCGGGUCUUAUGGUACAUCAGAGAAUCCACACAGGAGAGAAGCCCUAUAAAUGUCCUGAUUGUGAUAAGAGUUUCAACCAGCGGUCACACCUGACCUCUCACCGUGGGACCCAUACAGGAGAGAAGCCCUUUAAAUGUUUUGACUGUGGAAAAAGCUUCAGCUACAAUUCUGGCCUCAUAAUACACCAGCGGAUUCACACAGGGGAGAAGCCGUACAAAUGCUCUGACUGUGAGAAAAGCUUCAGUCAAAAAUCACACCUGUUUUCACAUCAGAGGACCCAUGUGGGAGAGAAAUCCUUUAAGUGUCUUGAUUGUGGAAAGAGCUUCAGUUAUAACUCUGGUCUCAUCAUACACCAACGAAUCCAUACGGGGGAAAAACCCUAUAAAUGCUCUGAUUGCGGGAAGAGCUUCAAUCAACGAUCACACCUUAUUUCGCACCAAGGCAUUCACACGGGACAGAAGCCAUAUACAUGCAAGGAUUGCGGGAAGAGUUUUAGCUUCAACUCUGGGCUUGUUAUACAUCAACGACUUCAUACAGGAGAGAAACCUUUUAAAUGUUCCAACUGCGGGAAAAGCUUCAACCAGAAAUGCCACCUCAUUCAGCAUCGGAGGAUCCACACAGGAGAGAAACCCUACACUUGUUCAGACUGUGGGAAAGGGUUUACUCAGAUCUCGCACUUCAUUCAUCACCGGAGAAGCCACACAGGGGAGAAGCCCUACAGCUGCCCCGAGUGUGGGAAAAGCUUCAAUUUUAAGUCAGCUCUGAUACGCCAUCACCGGAUUCAUACAGGAGAGAAGCCGUAUGAAUGCCCCGUGUGCGGGAAAAGCUUCAACGUUAGUUCCCACCUGGCUAGACACCAGAGAAUGCACCUCAAACAGGCAAAGCUUGAAACCGUGGAAGGCUCUGGAGGCAACGCUGCCUUCCUUAGACGUCACAGAGCACCGCGGCCGUACGAUUGCACUGACUGUGGGAAAGGUUUUCUCCGGAGUGGAGAUCUUGUGAGACAUCAGAGAAUCCACACAGGAGAGAGACCUUAUCUGUGUAGUGAAUGCGGAAAGAGAUUCAGCCACAAAUCCAGCCACAUGAGGCACCAGGCAGGACACAUAAGAGGAAUUGCCCUGAAGUGCUAAGUCCUGAAGUUGAGAGGCCCUCUCUUCCAGCUUCUGUGAUGGAUUCCAGAGAAUGCUGCAUGUGGAGACUUUUCUGCAUUUAUGCACUUAAAAACAAGCAAAGCAGCAAAUCAUUUCUGCAACUAGAAAUGCUAAGUUCUGCAAUCAGAAUAAAUGACAUAAAUGUACAGUACGUCAUUUUCAGAAGUGCCCUUAAUUAGCAUGCCUUUCUGCACAUG
This is a messenger RNA of Rhineura floridana, 1944 nucleotides long. Its product is annotated as zinc finger protein OZF-like. The transcript has 3 exons. Gene Ontology annotation, biological process: regulation of transcription by RNA polymerase II. NCBI's taxonomy places the organism in Eukaryota, Metazoa, Chordata, Lepidosauria, Squamata, Rhineuridae. The coding region runs from base 206 to 1726 and encodes 506 amino acids. Gene Ontology annotation, molecular function: DNA-binding transcription factor activity; RNA polymerase II cis-regulatory region sequence-specific DNA binding. The record is from RefSeq and is a predicted model, not a curated record.